Musca vetustissima is the source of this 1641-nucleotide messenger RNA. RefSeq names its product sodium-dependent nutrient amino acid transporter 1-like. The coding region runs from base 1 to 1641 and encodes 546 amino acids. NCBI's taxonomy places the organism in Eukaryota, Metazoa, Arthropoda, Insecta, Diptera, Muscidae. Gene Ontology annotation, cellular component: membrane. Gene Ontology annotation, molecular function: L-amino acid transmembrane transporter activity. Gene Ontology annotation, biological process: sodium ion transmembrane transport. The transcript is spliced from 9 exons. The record is from RefSeq and is a predicted model, not a curated record.
AUGAAUUCCAUUGAGGAGGGCAGCAAACCAACUUCAAUCAACAAUGUCAACAACACGGCCGAUACAAGUGAUUCGAACUCCAAUCAUCAACCAUCAGCAGCAGCAGCAUCAUCAGCCGCCAAUAAAGAACGUGAAAAUUGGGCCAGCGGUUUAGAAUUUCUUAUGUCCUGCAUCUCAGUGUCUGUGGGCUUGGGCAAUAUCUGGCGUUUUCCAUUUACCGCCUAUGAGAAUGGUGGCGGUGCAUUCCUGAUACCCUACAUCGUGGUGUUGUUCUUAAUUGGUGUUGGCAUUGGUCAGGCUUAUGCCGGUGUUACAGUACUUACCUAUUAUUCCUCGCUGUUGGCCUUGACACUCUAUUAUUUUGUGGCCUCAUUCUAUAAUCCUUUGCCGUGGUCCUACUGUCGUCAGGAGUGGGGUUCUAAUUGUGUUGACUCCAAUUCGAAAGCAACUAAUGGGGAAAAUUUCACAACAUUCAAUGACAAACCGACAAGUAGUUCGGAAAUGUAUUUUAUCAAACAGGUAAUUCGUGAAUAUGAUGAUAUAUCCGAGGGUAUUGGCCUGCCAAGUUGGAGACUGACAUUGGCCUUAUUUGUGGCAUGGCUAACAACAUUUUUGGUAAUAGUUCGUGGUGUAAAAACGGCCGGUAAGGCAGCAUAUUUCUUGGCCAUAUUUCCAUAUGUCAUUUUGAUAACACUGCUAAUAAGAGCUGUUACUUUGGACGGGGCAUUGGAUGGUAUUAUAUUUUUCUUGAAACCCAAUUGGAGUGAAUUGCUGAAUUUGAAGGUUUGGAAAGAAGCUGUGGUCCAAUGUUUCUUUUCGCUUGCCGUGGGACUGGGUCCAAUUGUUAUGUUCUCAUCAUAUAAUAAAUUUAAUCACAAUUCACAUAGAGAUGCUAUAAUUGUUACCAGUUUGGAUACUGUAACCAGUUUAAUUGCGGGUAUCACCAUAUUCGGCAUCUUGGGUAAUUUGGCACAUAAUCUAAAUAUAAGUAACAUCGAUGAGGUGGUGCGUAGUGGUACGGGUUUGGCAUUUAUAUCCUAUCCAGAUGCUAUUGCAAAAUUUAAUGGUGUACCACAGUUAUUUGCUGUAUUAUUUUUUAUUAUGUUGUUCGUUUUGGGCAUUGGAACAUUGGUCGCCCAGGCCAAUACACUGGUAGCAAUAUUAUGUGAUAAUUUUAAAUGGAUGAAGGCGUGGAUGGUGGCAUUGGCAACAUCAAUUGGUGGUUUUCUAUGUGGCAUUAUUUACGUUACACCGGCCGGUCAAUGGAUCCUAAAUUUAGUCGAUUAUUAUGGUGCCACAUUUGUUAUUUUUGGUUUAGCUCUAUUUCAGAUCAUUGGCGUGGCAUGGAUCUAUGGUUUACAAAAUUUCUGCGAUGACGUUGAGUUUAUGAGUCGAAUGCGUGUCUCAUUCUAUUGGCGUAUCUGCUGGGCAGUUAUUACACCACUUUUACUAUUAUUUAUUUUCGUUUAUUCCAUGGCCGAAUUGAAAACAUUAAAAUAUGCUGGCAUGGACUACCCAGAAUCGGCAAAUAUUGCUGGUUGGGUUCUAUUGGCCAUAGGUUUUGUACAAUUCCCUUUGUGGUUCAUAUGGACAGCAUCCUCAAAUUGCAAUGGCUCAUUGUGGAAUGUAAGUAUAUUAUAG